Molecule: messenger RNA, 1615 nt
Organism: Hippocampus comes (tiger tail seahorse)
Lineage: Eukaryota; Metazoa; Chordata; Actinopteri; Syngnathiformes; Syngnathidae
Product: phosphorylase b kinase gamma catalytic chain, skeletal muscle/heart isoform
Exons: 10
Coding region: 581-1591 (336 amino acids)
Biological process (GO): protein phosphorylation; glycogen metabolic process
Cellular component (GO): phosphorylase kinase complex
Molecular function (GO): ATP binding; phosphorylase kinase activity; calmodulin binding
Source: RefSeq, a predicted model, not a curated record
ACGCGAGCGCUUCUACUUGCCCUGGUCGAGCGAGACUGACAUUCUAGCAUUGUGGAGAGCUUCGACGUACUUAAGGGGAGCUACUCUACCGGCGGUCCUGAGUGUGUUCUAAACCGGGAUGUUUUAUGUAGAACAACGAGUGUUUUUAGCAUUAAAAAUGUUUACAGCGAUAUAUACGACGCUUAUUAAUACAUUCGUUUUACGUCGCGGCCGUAUGGGCAUUAACUGUUGUAAACCGACGAUUACUGCUAAAACAAAUCUGAACGUUUAAACUAUGUGCUAAACUUUAACUUCGUUGCCUCUAGUUUCUCUCUGUAGACUGUCGCGUGGAUGCGUAGAGCCUUCCUGUUGUUUCGAUCACUUCAUCAUGACCAAAGAGGAGGAGAUCCCCGACUGGGUGGGCGCCCAGGAGUUCUACGACAAAUAUGAGCCCAAGGAGAUACUGGGAAGAGAAUGAGAGCACUAAUUGUCAUUCCCCUCCAUUUCUCGGGGAGUGAGCAGCGUCGUGCGUCGCUGCGUGGACAAACGCACGUCUCAGGAGUACGCCGUGAAGAUUAUAGACAUCACCCCCUCGGACAAGAUGACGCCGCAGGAGAUCGAGGAGAUCAGGGACUCUACAGUGAAGGAGAUUGAUAUCCUCAAGAAAGUCUGUGGACAGGAGAAUAUUAUACAGCUAAAAGAUUGCUAUGAAUCCAACGUAUUCUUCUUCCUGGUUUUCGACCUGAUGAGAAAGGGUGAACUUUUUGACUACCUCACCGAGAAAGUAACCCUGAGUGAGAAGGAAACAAGGAACAUCAUGCGCGCCCUGCUGGAUGUGGUUCACUUUCUCCACGAGCACAACAUAGUCCAUCGAGAUCUCAAACCUGAAAACAUCCUUUUGGAUGACCAGAUGAACAUCAAACUCACAGACUUUGGCUUCGCCGUGCAAAUGCAAUCGGGACAGACGCUUAAAGAGGUGUGUGGGACUCCUGUAUAUCUCGCUCCUGAGAUCAUCCAGUGCUCCAUGGACUCUGGCCACCGCGGAUAUGGAACGGCUGUAGACAUAUGGAGUGCGGGUGUGAUCAUGUUCACACUGCUGGCUGGCUCUCCACCCUUCUGGCACAGGAAACAGAUGCUAAUGCUGCGUAUGAUCUUGGCCGGGGAUUACAGUUUCUCAUCCCCUGAAUGGGACGACCGCUCUGACACGGUCAAAGAUUUGAUCUCUCGGAUGCUCGUAGUGGACCCGAAGCAGCGUUACACAGCCAUCGACGUGCUCAAUCAUCCGUUCUUCUCCCAGUAUGUGGUAGACGAAGUCCGACAAUUUAGCCCGUACAGAAAAUUCAAGGUCAUCUGCCUCACAGUACUCGCCACCAUGCGCAUCUACUGCAGCUACCGCAGAGUCAAACCUGUCACCAAGGAGGUGAUCAAAAGUGACCCGUACGCAGUCAAGCCCAUUCGCAAGCUCAUUGACGCGUGUGCCUUCAAGAUCUACGGCCACUGGGUCAAGAAGGGCCAGGCGCAGAACAGAGCGGCACUUUUCGAGAACACUCCCAAGGCCAUCCUGCUGUCCAUAGCGGCAGAGGCAGAUGAGCCAGUCCAGCAUAUAUGGUAAUAAACAGCUGGAUAGCCAAGAAUA